Molecule: messenger RNA, 1840 nt
Organism: Glycine soja
Lineage: Eukaryota; Viridiplantae; Streptophyta; Magnoliopsida; Fabales; Fabaceae
Product: BRO1 domain-containing protein BROX homolog
Exons: 11
Coding region: 458-1702 (414 amino acids)
Source: RefSeq, a predicted model, not a curated record
CAUUUACAACAUAUUUGAGAAUCCCUUGCAAAAUUACAUUUGAGACAAAAGUAAUUUUGUUAACAGAUCAUGACCUUUGCUUUUGAGUUUAUUUUGUUUUUAUUUCUUUGAAUUUGCAUUGAAACACGUGUCAUAACAUUUCUAAGGACAAACCAAACAUGCACUUAAUAGUCAUGAUGAAAACUGUGUUCAGAUGAGGUUUUUUUCAUUCCCAACCCCCUUUAUCAGAGUUGAAUUCCAUCACUUUUAUGCUGUUAAAAAAAAUGUGCCAACUAUGCUCAUGUGAAGUCCCAUCCUUUCUCCCAUUCAUUAUUACCUCAACAAGUCCAUAUCAUAAUUAAUGCUCCGUGAGUGAAUGAGUCAGUGUCUUCAUAUUAUCACUGCUUGCCAGUGUCAUGGACUUAAGUUGUGAAAAUCAAUGAAUGGUUGGUUUGUGUAGGAUGCUUUGCUUGAAAGGAUGGGGUGCACUUACUCUGUGUAUAGGAAGAAAAAAUCAAGCUUUCCUGAAGUGGUGGUCUUUGUUCCAUCAACAAGAAUUCCGGUUCAAUCUGAUCUCCAAAGGGUGCUUAAGGGAGUAAUUCCAAGGGAUCUUGCUGAUAAAUUGGCUGCACUAAGGAAUCAGAUAGUGUUGAUUGCAGAGGAUACUGGUGGGUCAGCUGUAACUGAAUUGCAGCGAGCUUUGAAUGAAUAUUUGUCCGUUCUGAUUGGACUUACUAAGAAAGAGUAUGGUCUAGAAGGAGUAAUAGAUUUCAAGUGGAAAAAUAUAGAAGAUGGGAGACAAGAUAGCAGUAUAUCAAAUACCUGGUUUGAGGUGCUAUCUUCAGUUCACCUUAUGUCUAUGCUGACACUCUCAGAGGCUGACUCACUGAUGAUUCCAAAGGACCCCUCAGGCUCUGGAUUCAGGGUUGUAUCUUCAGAUAGCAAGAGGGAAGCAAUUGAUUUGUUACUCAAGGCAUCAGGAUACCUGGAGUUCUGUGUAAGGGAUGUUCUUACUCGGAUACCUGCUGAAACCAAGAAAACUUUCCCCCACGACUUGCAGGAGGGUGUAUUGGAGGCUAUUGCUAUUCAAACACUAGGCCAGGGAACUGAGAUUCAACUUGGUCUUGCGGUGGAAAGUCAGAAGGCAACUUUGUCUGUGAAGAGGAGGUUGGCAUGUGAGCAGCUGAUUUACUUUAGUCAGGCGUAUCACUGCUUGUCAGGAUGCGACAUCAACCAAGGGCUUGGAAGGAAGCAUAUUCGAUUUAUCAAAUGGAAGUUCCUUGAAUCCAAGGCUGCAGCCUACUACUACCAUGGACUGAUCCUUGACAAGGGUAGUGAACCAAGCAGCCACAUUGGUGCUGUGUCUUGUUUUCUUGCCGCAGAAGAACUUCUGGCUGAAAGCAAGAAGGCAUGCUUAAGCUUUUGUCUUGCACCUCCAGUGACAAGGGCUCCUCCAGUCUGGGGUGCUAUGAAAUUCUUACACCAGAAAAUUCCUGAAGUUGCAUCAAGGAAGUCCCAGAUGUAUGGCUACCUCUGGGAGAGAGAGAAAGGACUUCAAUCAUUGCCAGAUCUUCCUGAGUUCCAAUUAUCAUUACGUCCAGAUGACUAUGAACUGCCUGAAAUUGAUCCUGCAUGGGAUAGUAAAAACUGGAAAUCUCUAGGGCAGCCAUUGAAGGAGCACCUUAGAGAUAGUGAUGAGACUGAAGAGAAUCCAACUGAUUGAGAAACUUAAAUGGUCUUCUUUCUUUUGUAUUUUCUUUUGUAUUUUGUAGUUGAAUACAUGCUUGAGUGUCAAAGCUCUUCUAUACAUGCUAACACUAUCAUAGAAUAUCAGGGUUACUAUUCAUUAUAUGACUCCCAA